CCUCCGGAAGCGUAACACUGAGCGCGCCUGCGCAGUGGGCGCGAGGUCCGCUCUUUGCCCGUCGGGUCGUUAUUGUGCUUUUUGUUCCGGAACAGGAGGGUCGGGUCUGGAGCUUUAUUCGCCUUUCUUUUCCUCCCACAGCUUCCCUGCCUAUGGACCCUAAAAGCUACCGCUGCUGCUGCGGACCUAGACAGUUGAUGUCUCGGCUCUAGGAUGUGCGCUCUUCCCCUAGAAGCUCUUCGAAGGGACCGAGUUAAAAAAUAGUGCAAUGGAAAGCAAGUAUUGUGGUCAUCCCCUGUUAAGCUCCUGGUCAGCAAUGUAUACGUUCCUGCUGGGGGCUGUAUUCAUUACUUUAAGCUCAAGUCGCAUCCUGCUGGUAAAAUAUUCCGCCAAUGAAGAAAACAAAUAUGAUUAUCUUCCAACUACUGUGAAUGUGUGCUCAGAGCUGGUGAAGCUGGUCUUCUGUGUGCUUGUGUCAUUCUGGGUUCUGAAGAAAGAAAACCAUCAAAAUAGAAACUUGAGAUGUGGUUCCUGGAAGGAAGUCACUAAUUUCAUGAAGUGGUCCAUUCCUGCCUUUCUUUAUUUCCUGGAUAACUUGAUUGUCUUCUAUGUCCUUUCCUAUCUUCAGCCUGCCAUGGCUGUUAUCUUCUCAAAUUUUAGCAUUAUAACAACAGCUCUUCUAUUCAGGAUAGUGCUGAAGAGGCAUCUAAACUGGAUACAGUGGGCUUCCCUCCUGAUUCUAUUUUUGUCUAUUGUGGCCCUCACUUCUGGGACUGAGACCUCACAGCAUAACCUGACAGGACAUGGAUUUCAUCACGACGCCUUCUUCAGCCCAUCCAAUUCCUGUGUUCUUUUCAGAAGCGAGUGCCCCAGAAAAGACAAUUGCACAGCAGAGGGGUGGACUUUUUCUGAAGCUCAGUGGAACACCACGGCCAGGGUUUUCAGUCAUAUCCGUCUUGGCUUGGGCCAUGUUCUUAUUAUGGUACAGUGUUUUAUUUCUUCAAUGGCCAAUAUCUAUAAUGAAAAGAUACUGAAGGAGGGGAACCAGCUCACUGAAAGCAUCUUCGUACAGAACAGCAAACUCUAUUUCUUCGGCAUUCUUUUUAAUGGGCUGACCCUGGGCCUUCAGAGCAGUAACCGUGAUCAGAUUAAGAACUGUGGGUUUUUUUAUGGCCACAAUGCAUUUUCAGUAGCCCUUAUUUUUGUAACUGCAUUCCAGGGCCUCUCGGUGGCCUUUAUUCUGAAGUUCCUGGAUAACAUGUUCCAUGUGUUGAUGGCCCAGGUCACCACUGUCAUCAUCACCACAGUGUCUGUCUUGGUCUUUGACUUCAGGCCCUCCCUGGAGUUUUUCUUAGAAGCCCCAUCAGUUCUUCUCUCCAUAUUUAUUUAUAAUGCCAGCAAGCCUCGAAGUCUGGAAUAUGCACCUAGACAAGAAAGGAUCCGAGAUUUAAGUGGCAGUCUUUGGGAGCGCUCCAGUGGGGAUGGAGAAGAACUGGAAAGACUUACCAAACCCAAGAGUGAUAUUGAAUCAGACGAAGAUACUUUCUAAACGGUGCCCAAUAGUUGGCAGUUCUCACAAACCUUAUUUAUUUUGACAUUUUCAGUAUGUGUGAGAUUUAUCUUUUCACUUUGAUAAACCAAGAACAUUUCUAAAGCAUAAAACUCUUUGCAUAUAUCUAACCACUCCCUAAAUAAUUCCAACUAAAGCCUAGAGUACCCAAAGGCUAAAAAGUUCUAAGGAACUGAUGUAAGAGUAAUACUGUGGAGACUGUAUUAAUGGCCUGGUACUUAGUAGGUCAAGAUAUAUUUGCAGAUUAUUUUCCUUCUUCCUCCAUUCCAAAAAACUUGUAAUAAUCAUGUUAGCUGUAUCCUAUAAAUAUACAAGUAGAGAUCAGUUUGCCAUUCAUAAUUGUGUAGUUUUACUUUGCAUGCCAUAGUGUUCCCUUUUUUAUCAUUAUAAAUAGCACCUAGAUUGUCCCUUGAAUUUUGAGGCCAUGGAGAUAGUCAUUUUGUAAUUAAAAAGCAGCGUGACUCUUUCUAAAACAUUUGGUUGAAGGACCUUAAUAACCAGCCACAACGCUGAUUUGAGAAUAAUGUAGUCUGUGUUAAAUGUUUUGCCAAAGAAGCAAAUAUUUCAACAAAAAUCUCAGAAUUUUUAUUUUUAGGAAUUUGUAGGAAAUCUUAUUUUUAGUGAUUGUCUUUUGAUGUUUUUCUACACAAAUAAGCUUCAAUUUAGGUGAAAGUUGGUUUCCAGUCCCCACAGUUAUCACUUGUAUUUUACAUCACUUAAACCAGACAUGGUGGGUUUUUUCUCCUCAGUUUGACCUCAUCACUCUUGGAUUAUUCUAUUUUGGAGAACUAAUAACCAUUUUAUUAGUUAUUAAAUAGAAUUUAUGAUUACUAUAUAUCUUUAUAUCAUAUUCCAUUCUAAAGAUUGAGACACUGGCCUCGGAAUCACGUCAGAUUGUCAGUAAGGCUAAUGCCGAAGAGUUCCUUUUAAAAGAGUCACUUUGCAAACAAAUGGCUUUUACUGAAAUGUGAAUAGUGUUACUCUAAAAAGAGGAAGGCCAGUAAUAAAUAAAGCACUUUAUUGUAACCAUAUUUCACACUUAAAUUGCAUGGUAUUUUUUGAGGCAUUUUUGCAUGCAUCCAGUUGAGUCUAUGAGGUAGGAAAGUCAGGUGAUAGAUAAUUCAAAAAAGAGAAAACAGAAAUGACUUGCCCAAGGCCAUACAGCUGGAUGGUGCUAGGACAAGAGUUGUCUUCAGCUACUAGGCCUGUGUGUUUACAGAGCACUACACUGUAAAUGUGAGGUUGUCAUUUUCCUGCAGUAUGUACAUAUCUUCUUUCCCCUAAUUUUCAUACAGAUAAAUAUAAGAUAAUACUAUUAUAUAAUCCAUCUGUGGUAUCCAGAAUAAUAUGUGGCAAGAGUUGGUGGAAAUUUAUAAAUAAAAUAAUUAUUAAACCCUUACCUUGUGUUGCCACUUUGUCGUGUGAGGUGGAAUGCAGAGUAUUUUUAAUUUCAAAACAGGUAAUUUCAAAAGAACUUCUAAAACUUUCUCCUUCAGUAGAUCUUGACUUCUGAGAAUAGCAAAACUCUACCUUAUCAUAGGCAUUCUGUCAGAGUCAUGUGAAACAGGAAGAAUACUUUACUAUGGCAAUUCAUUUUAAAGGUAAAGAAAAUCAGCUAUAGGAGAGCUCACUUUUAAGAAAUAUAGCAUACAAAACAUACU
Hippopotamus amphibius kiboko is the source of this 3231-nucleotide messenger RNA. It is a transcript of the gene SLC35A5, whose product is annotated as solute carrier family 35 member A5. Gene Ontology annotation, cellular component: Golgi membrane. The coding region runs from base 269 to 1549 and encodes 426 amino acids. Gene Ontology annotation, biological process: pyrimidine nucleotide-sugar transmembrane transport. Lineage: Eukaryota; Metazoa; Chordata; Mammalia; Artiodactyla; Hippopotamidae. The transcript is spliced from 7 exons. The record is from RefSeq and is a predicted model, not a curated record. Gene Ontology annotation, molecular function: pyrimidine nucleotide-sugar transmembrane transporter activity.